UUAUUUGUGUUACCCAGGCAGGUGUGUUUUUCAAGCUGCUGCUGGCACCGCGUGUUGAUGGUGACUUCCUUCCAGCUGAACCUGAAGUGUUGAUGACUCAGGGAAAUCACAACAGUGUGGACAUCAUAUUUGGAGUCAAUUCUCACGAGGGCGGCUCUCAGGCACUCGCAUUCUACGCCUUCGAGUCUGCAAAAUCAAAUCUUCUGAACAACUUCGCCAAGUUUGGUCCAGCGUCACUUCACUUAGAAGAUGAGACUAAACCUGUGGAACUUGCCACCAAGAUCUUUGAUCAAUAUGUUGGAGGUGUUAAAGUUAACUUGGAAGAUGCAGAGAAUAUCUGUCGGAUGUUUAAUGAUCGUUUCUACAACAUACCUCAAGACACAGCAGCCAUUAUCCAUGCUAAAAAUAUGGGACCUAAUAAGAAAAUAUUUAUAACUGAACUAAACCAUAAAGGUCAACGAUCAUUGUCAAGUCAUUUAAACGUCAGCGUUGGUCGGCACUGGGUGACCCAUGCGGAUGAUAUGUUCUACUUGUUCACUGGCGAGAAGACUCACUGGAAGCCGCUGGAGUGGCCAGACGACCUCAAAGUGAGACACAUCAUGCUUAAACUCUGGACCAAUUUUGCAGCUACUGGGAAUCCAACACCUGAUGACUCUCUAAAUAUAGUGUGGGAAGCUGCACGUCCAGACAACGUCCAUCACUUGUCUCUCACACUGACGCCCACCAUGAAGGCAGACUAUAGGCACAUGGUUCGUGCUUUCUGGGAGUCACUGCCUCUUAAACAGAACUUGCUGCUUCACUCUGAGAAAUUUAAACUCUCAGAACCUAAAGCUGAACUUGAGGAAAUGAAAGAAGAUUUGGAUCAUGAGAUGCCACUUCAAAUGGAAAAUAAACCAAAAAAAUCUGCUGCACGGAAUGAGUUGUAAUCUUGACAUAAUGAAAACUACUUAUCUUUGGAAUACUGACUUCACAUCCUGAUACGGAAUGAUUGACUUCAGAGGUUUAUCAUAGACUUAUUAUUUUACGAAAUUUGAUGUUGUAUAUAGUCAAUAAAUUACAGAGGCAUAUUGUAACCAGGUACUGAGGUAACUUGUCUUGGGAGAGUGCAAGUUUCACCAAUAUAUAUACCAGUUACUGAAUUUUGUUUACAUGCAAUUGAUUCAGGAAAAUCUACAAAUAAUUUUUUGCCAGACGUCUAAAUUUUCACAAUAAGUCUCAAGGGAUCUUAUAUGUUUUAGGCAUGAAAAAAAUGGCAUGGUAUUUAGAUCUCAUCUAGAAUGGCCCAAUAAAAUUAAAUAAUGUUUCAUUAUAAUGGAUAUAACAGGGUUCUAGUAACAAAAACAAUGUCUGAAAAUCCUAAGUGAUGUAAAAUGUUGCUGCUGCGGGAUACAGUGUGGUCAACAGUAUGUGAUCUUUGGUGUUGCUGCUGUGGGAUACAAUGUGGUCACCAGUAUGUGAUCUUUGGUGUUGCUGCUGUGGGAUACAAUGUGAUCACCAGUAUGUGAUCUUUGGUGUUGCUGCUGUGGGAUACAAUGUGGUCACCAGUAUGUGAUCUUUGGUGUUGCUGCUGUGGGAUACAAUGUGGUCACCAGUAUGUGAUCUUUGGUGUUGCUGCUGUGGGAUACAAUGUGGUCACCAGUAUGUGAUCUUUGGCGUUGCUGCUGUGGGAUACAAUGUUGUCACCAGUAUGUGAUCUUUGGUGUUGCUGCUGUGGGAUACAAUGUGGUCACCAGUAUGUGAUCUUUGGUGUUGCUGCUGUGGGAUACAAUGUGGUCACCAGUAUGUGAUCUUUGGUGUUGCUGCUGUGGGAUACAAUGUGGUCACCAGUAUGUGAUCUUUGGUGUUGCUGCUGUGGGAUACAAUGUGGUCACCAGUAUGUGAUCCUUGUUUCCUAUGCCAUCAUAUUUUACCUAGUUAGUCAUAUCUAUUUUUUUCCGUUCAAUGCUACCUUUUGUAUUUAGUUUACAUACUGUUCUUCACUUUUCUUUGCCUAACAUUUAGUAUAUCAUUAUUAUAUUGCAAGUUUUCUUGCAGACAACGUUUUCAGUUAUAUUUUUCAUUAGACAGUACAUAUUUUAUAUAUCCUGUUUUAAAAUAUUUUUUUCCUCUGCAGUUUUUUUUUUAUUUUACCAUAUACUCGUGUAAUACAAAUAUAUAUCUUUAACCUUAUCUAUAGAUAAGAUACUGCCUAAGCUAUCUGUGUUUGAUCUUUCGCCAUCUUGUAGAGAUGGUGAUAAUAUUUUGGGUAUUUUUCCAAGAAUCCAAAAACGAUCAUUACUGUAUGAGUGAUGGAGUGUCCCUGGUGUCUGUUUCGCAAAAGUUAAGGGAGGAAGUAAUUCAUCUAUCUAAAUCAGAAAUUCGGUAUGUUGUCAUUCAGAACAGAUGGUAAAUUGUAUAUAUAUGAUGGCCUGACAAAGAUGUGAGGUUAAUAUAUUUAAUGACCCUAUGUUUCCAUUGACAGGGCUUUAGUCAUACCUCAGGAAAAUGACCCAAAAGUAUAAUUCACCAAGGUGAGAGCUUUUUGUAAUGGUGAUGAUCUAGAAAUUGCAUUAAAAAAAUCUUCCCAUAACGUAAACUUCUCGUCCAGAGAUAUUCCUCAAGGUGCUAUUCUUCACUGCCUCUAGUUCAGACUGUCUGGGGAUGGUACUGUAAUGCCACAAAUUAAUAAAAAUGUUGUUUUUAAUGUUUCCCUGAGGCUAUUCAAAACUCCUAGAGGCAUCAUAAUUGAAUAUCAGUUCAAUGAGAAAUAACAUUAUGUAUGCUAAUAAAAUUCUAAAUGAGUUUUGUCUAUAUGAUUGAUGUCUGAAGAAAAUUUGGCGGUUCGAGUCUAAUAUAUCAGUUACUGCAGAUGCUCUCGCCAAGUUCUUUUCCAUUAUUACCUUCGAAAAACGCUUUUGGUGUCGUCUGAUGAAAUGAAGUUUUUUAUCUUGCUGAUAUGUUUGCACUUUUUACAUCUGACUGGAGACAGUUUCUAAGAAUUGCUGACGACAUUUUUCGUCUGACUAGAAGCCUCGUGCUGUUGAGGUGAAAUCAUUUGAAGAAAGAAACUUUUUGUAAUCAGCUCCCAAACUCUGUAACGAGUUGCCAGUGUCUCUUAAUAUUCAGGAAAUUGUUCAUGCUUCUAAGUUUAAAUUGAAAGGAUGUUUCUGCUGAUCAUUCUCUCACAUUGGUAUAUACAUUUUCGCAUUCUUUUUGAUUGUUUUUGUUCUACUCAUGGUUUUGUGUAUGAACGAUUGUGAACUUCUUGAAAGAGCAAGCUCUAAUGAAAUAUAAAGCUCAAAAAUAAUAAUAAUAAUAAUAAUAAUAAUAAUAAUAAUAAUUAAUAAUAAUUAUUAUUAUUAUUAUUAUUAUUAUCAUUAUUAUUAUUAUUAUUAUUAUUAUUAUUAUUAUUAUUAUUAUUAAAAUUAACAUUAAUAUUUUUUCCCCAUUUUUAAGUAUGGGGCCCCAUUCUUUGGACACAAUAUAGAUCUCAAUAAACUCUUCUCAUAGGGUUGAUACUGGGUGCCUAAUAGAGCUAUCAGGUUAAUAUCCUCUCAUGGAAAGUGUCAGUGAGAUACUCUUUAUCAAAGAAAUUAAAUCUUCCCUUCCUUUUUUAAUGUAAUCUGAUUACCUUUCAUUCCCGCAGGUGCUGUAUGAUCCCCUCUGCUUAAAUGUUCCUAUAAUAACGUUACCUAACCCAUAAAUUUUGUCUUAAAUGAUGACUAAAUUGUCUUGGAAAAAGGGUUUAGAAAUGGUAAGCAACCUUGACCUGUGUAAUUGUGAGCGAGUCACUCAAAUAUAGUACAUGAGUAAACAGUGAAAUAUAAGUAAGUCACCAAUAUUAUUAUUAUUGGUAAAGGGUAUUAAUUAACUGAAAUGUAUUGAAUAAAGAUGUACGUCUAGAAAUCUACCCAUCAACCUUUUAUCUACUAACACACAAUCUAAUAAAGUUCUGUCAUUA
Cherax quadricarinatus is the source of this 3940-nucleotide messenger RNA. Lineage: Eukaryota; Metazoa; Arthropoda; Malacostraca; Decapoda; Parastacidae. The record is from RefSeq and is a predicted model, not a curated record.